AUGAUGGCGCUCCUCUGCCCCUCCGCCACGGCGCUAGUGCUACUCGGCGGUCAACGCCACGGCGCGACCGCGACGCCGCGCGCUACGCCGCCGCGCCUCGCCGCUCUCGAGCGGGUCGCGGUGAGCGUCGGCGAUGCUGCGUCGGCAGCAGCCUUCUACGAGGCGACGCUCGGGCUGGUGGCGACGGCGGACGCCACGACCGACGACGGACGGCCGCGCCACCUCCUCGGCGGCGGCGGCAGCCUCCAGCUCGAGCUCCGGGAGGGCGGCGCCGAUGGCGCCGCCGCUGGCUACAGCGCAGAGGGCGGAUACCGCGGCCUGGUUGCUCGGGUGGGCAACGUGGCGGCCGCUGUGGCGGCCGCGCGGGAGAACGGCGGCACCGUGCUUUCCGAGAGCGCCACCGUUGAGCACGGCCCCUCCUCGAAGCCGGAGGAGGGAGUGGACGUGGUCACUGCUGUGACGCAGGCGACCGUCGCAGACCCGGCUGGCUACCCGCUCCUGCUCUUCGAGGCGGGCGAGGGAGAGGGAGGCGUGCUCUGCGCCGCGCGCUGCGACGUGACCGCGUGGAAGGCGAGCGAGGACUGGUGGCAGCGGCGCGGCCUCGAGACGCUGCGCUGGCAAGCCAACCUGCCGAACGAGGCUUCUAUCUCGCGUGACACGAUUGCGAGCCCGCGGCCGCCUCUGCGUCUAGGCGACGAGGCGGUGCUGCAGCUGCGGUACGUCUACUCGGCGGCGGACGUGCAGCAGGCCGGCGGGCUCGAGGCGCUGGUCGUCUCGUCGCCCGGGUGCGGCGAGGAGGGGGUGGAGGAGGGGAAGGAGCCCGACGGGUAUCCUGUCGUCUUCCGCGAGUAG
Molecule: messenger RNA, 852 nt
Organism: Emiliania huxleyi CCMP1516
Lineage: Eukaryota; Haptophyta; Isochrysidales; Noelaerhabdaceae
Exons: 3
Coding region: 1-852 (283 amino acids)
Source: RefSeq, a predicted model, not a curated record